Molecule: messenger RNA, 2520 nt
Organism: Enterobius vermicularis (human pinworm)
Lineage: Eukaryota; Metazoa; Nematoda; Chromadorea; Rhabditida; Oxyuridae
Source: the annotation of a GenBank genome assembly
AUGCACUUUGAAUGCUUGAAAAUAUUAUUAAAAGUGAUAAGCUGGUCUUAUAUUCCUCAUAUAGUGAUGAACACUUCCAAAACAAGUUGUCAACCUCUAGGGAUAAGUGUUUUGGCUAAACGGGCAGGUGUAGAUUUUCCAAAGUCAGAACCUGAGGUGAAAGAGUUGUACAGCUCACUCAAAACUAAAUUAUUUGGGGAUAUGGAUCGUCAAGAAAAGGAAGUGGAAGACUUUAUAUCAUCAAUACCGAAAUCACAAGUUAUUCAGUGGAUGCGCCAGUUAAAACCUUCUGGACGCUCUCAUGCUUACAUAAAAGAAGUCAUGACGCCUGUUGCAGAGUUUGGUCGAUACCUUUCUACUAAGACUGAACGACUGCAGAAGAAGCUUGCUGCUCUUAUAGAUUAUUUAGAUCAGGAACUUCACGGUCAGUCUGUCAGAGCGGCUCUGGAUGACUUUAAAAAGAGAGCAAUGGACGCAGAUAUCUUAAAAACCAUAUUAAUUCGUCUAAGAAAAUUAGCCAGAGAAUAUUCAUUACCAGAUACUGUUACUGGUGCACUAAAUUCGGUUCGAGAUUUGAUUGUAGACGAGUUAUGCGCGAAAAGGGUAGCCCAAGUUGUAAAGGCAUUGUUGGAUACAAUUACACCAAACGAUGUUACUGAAACGCAGAUAAAGAAGUACUGGAGGGCGUUAGUCGAUUUCAGCCGUCACAACUUAACAUCAGCCAAUUUGGCUGAAAAAUUGUGGAAGAAAUACAUUCCGACAAUUACAACCAAGAAGGAUGGCGAAACAGAAAUACUAGUUAAAGUACCUCAGUCAGUUAAAACCUUAAACGACUUAACUGACAUGUCUGAUAUUGCUGACAUCACACACAUCUUUAGACGAAUAGAAGCAGAGCUAUCAGAAGCUGAUAAGGAUCGUAUAAAAGCACUGAAAGACACUAUCUAUUACUUCCAAUCACUGCCGGGAGAGUUUUUCAAUAGGAAGCCUCCAUUUAAAAGUGUCGCCUAUCUACUUGGACCUAGCGGAUAUAUUUCAUUUGAUGGCCGACCGUUGCCUUUUAGUGCAAAUUGCGAAUACGUAUUAGCAGCAGACUUUGUGCAUAAAACUUUCCUAAUAACUGGUAAAGUAAAUCCGAACUCCAACAGCAGAAACCCCGAUAUGGAACUAAAAAUGGAAUUCCGUAAACAACUUGUUAUUGAUGGAAAACAAGAGGAACAUCUUCCAUACCAGAAAAUUGAUCCAAAUGAUGGUGUAGCACUCAUUACAAUUACCAGAUCUUUCCACACUUACGAAGUUAAAACUUACGAUGGAAUUCACCUUACUUGUAAUGGUAUAAGAAACUUCUGCCGAUUAGUCCUACCUGGUUUUAUGCAUGGCAAAAGCGCAGGUUUACUUGGAUCAAAUGAUAAUGAACCAUCAAAUGACUAUGACUUGAUUUCUGGUGAACCAAAUUCUAAUGUAAAUGUGAUGCAAGAACACUGGGCCAUAAAUGGAUUAUGUAGGAAGAACGUGGUUCAUGCUGAAAGUGAAAAAGACGAGGAAUGUGAUCACUUGUUUAACAAUUCUGAUUCUCCACUGUCAGGUUGUUUCUCGCAAGUUCGUCCUUUACCAUUCGAAAAAUUGUGCUUAGCUAGAAAAAAUCUGCCAACUGUUGCUGCUGUGUAUCGCCAAGCCUGCGAAGUUGCUGGCGUCGAAAUCGAAGUUCCAGCUUCAUACGGAGGUGUCUGUGAAUCACCUCAUAUGGGAAGCAUGCAGCUGGGUGAACAGCGAAAUUUGGUUCGUAAAUCUUCAACCAGUAAUGCUCAAUUCACUUGGAUUGGUUAUGGAGGUGAACAUGCGUUAAAUCCACCACACAUUCACUAUAUGAACGGUUCGCCGAUUUAUUCAACAGGCAAAAUUCAGGAAAUUGCUAAGAAGCCAUUUGAAAAUCCGUCAGGUCUUCUGCCGCCAGAAUACAGCUCUGUCAAAGCUGUGCUGUUUGCUGCGCAGUCUUUUAGUCCAAUUUUUCCGAAAUUCUUCAAACCAACAGAUCUUCCUGAUGGCCUGCAAGAAAUGCAAAGACGAAAUGAAUCACCAAGAGUUCGCAGACCAGAUUUCCUCGAUGGAGCUGACGGACACAAUCUGUACACAGAAACUGGAAGUCCUAUAAAGAACGAUAACCUUUAUCAACCAUUUGACAUUUGCUCUGAUGCUUCGCAUAUGACCGGUGGUGGUGUCUUUACGCUAGUAGGGAAAGUAUAUUACUACGCUAUAAAUAAAUGUUGGCAUGUUUCACCGUCGGUCGUUCUUUCGUGUGCUUGGGACAGUCGAAAGCCCAGUAUCAAUUCUAGACCGCUUGUUAAUAUUAAGAAGAAUAAGUGGCAAACAAGAGCGGAGGGGGCGGAAAAAAAAAACAAAGGUUAUGCCAUAGCAGCUGGCAAAAUAACGUUGCAUCAAUCUAGUAGCGAUAAUUUGGACUGCACAUGCACCAGUGUUGAAGACGCUCCUGAACUGAAAUGUCACCUAAUUUCCUCAACGUAG